Molecule: messenger RNA, 1968 nt
Organism: Chironomus riparius
Lineage: Eukaryota; Metazoa; Arthropoda; Insecta; Diptera; Chironomidae
Source: the annotation of a GenBank genome assembly
GUCUGUAGAAAAUAUUUCAAAUAAGCGGAAGCAACUUAAUGAGACGAUUUUUAAUUAGACUUUGUGAAACAGUUAAAGUGUAUUUUAUUAUAUUUGUAUAAAAUCUGUGCUUGCCAAACUUUAGUUUCUUUAAAAUUUGAAUUUCUUUAUUUUGUCAGAAAAUUUUAUUUUUUAUCAGAAAAACUUUGUUUAAAAGAAUUGGAUUAAUUAGCAAAAUGAUAGGCUUAUCUAAGGCGACUCGAUCACAAAGCGAAAUGAGGGACGUAGCAACGAGAGUUUGUCGCGAAUAUUUAUCAGGAGCUUGGAAAAACAUAUCAUCUGAUGAAAUUCAAGUUAAACGUAUGAGUGGCGGUUUAUCGAAUUUUCUGUAUUAUGUGAGCUUACCAAAUAAUAAUGAAAGUAAUACAAUUGACGAUAGUACAAUUUCGACCAAACGAACUCGCAAAGAAAGCUACCACAACAUUAUGGAACCGACUAAAGUUUUAUUGCGAAUUUAUGGCCAGAGUCAUGGAGAGAAUGCUUUAGAAAAUAUGUUGACUGAAUCAGUCGUGUUUGCAUUAUUAUCAGAGAGGCAAUUGGGACCUAAAUUACAUGGCAUUUUUCCUGGCGGUCGAAUCGAACAAUAUAUUCCUGCUCGCUCUUUAACAACCUCGGAACUUUCUGAUGCUCAAAUUUCAGCAAAGAUUGCAGAAAAAAUGGGACAAAUUCAUAGCUUGCAUAUUCCAGUCUCAAAGGAAGCAGAUUGGAUUUUCAACACUAUUAAUCGAUGGCUCAAUAAUGUCGAUACGAUUAUGAAUGACAUUAAGAAUAAUAAUAACAAAGAAACGAAAAUUCAGGAACUACAGAAACGAUUAAGCGAGGUUGAUUUAAGAAAAGAAGCAAAUUGGAUAAGAAAGGUUGCCGAAACUGAGGCAUAUCCCGUUAUGUUUUGUCAUAACGACUUACAGGAAGGAAACAUUUUAUUCAGAGAAAAUAAUUUCGUACCACCUGAUUUGGUUGAAACACUCGAUGAGGAAAUACAUAAUCUAGAAGGUGAUUUAUCUCCAAUGUUAAUUUCAUGUCCAAAGAAUAAGAUUGAAAAAUCUGAAGGAGGAACAAAGCAGGAUGUAUUAAAUGGAAAUUCAAGGAAGAGAUCAUUAAAUGAUGCAGACAUAGAUAUCAAUGAAAUAAUUGGAACCAAUGAUUCACCAGAAACGAAAGAACCAGAAUUGAUGAUAAUCGAUUUUGAGUAUUGUGCGUACAAUUAUCGAGCCUUUGAUAUGGCUAAUCACUUCUUAGAAUGGACAUAUGACUACACAAAUAAUGAAUUUCCAUAUUUUUAUCAUCGACCUCACUGCUAUCCAAACGACGAACAAAUCGAUAACUUUAUAGUAUCAUACUUGAAAAGUGUCAACGGAACUAACGAAAUGCCAAGUUUGGAAGAGAAGAAGCAACUUCUCGAAGAAAUAGCUUUAUUUACAUUAGCAUCUCAUUUAUUUUGGUGUAUUUGGGCAGUCGUUAAUAUUCAUCAAGAUAUUGAGUUUGGCUAUUGGGAAUAUGCAGAUAUUCGACUUAAUGAGUACUUUAAGGCAAAAGCAAAGUAUUUGGAAGAGAAACCGGACACAAAAGAAUUUAGCGAUAUUACAUCAAGGAGGAAAUAAAAUGUUUCCAUUGUCGAACUUUAUUUAUUAUAUGAAUUUUAUCAAGAGACGAACUCACAAUUAUCUCUUUAUUGACUCUUUCCAUUAUACGUGCUUAAUUAAAUAUGGACUGAAUUUUUUACCGAAUAAAAAUAAAAAGUUUAUUUCGGGUUGUAUGUCGAGAAUUCGCGCUUAAGAGAUAAGAAACAUUGUAAACGAUUGUAUAUCAAUAUUGUACUUAAGACUUGAUGUGAGAUACUUUUAAUCUCCUCAUAUGAUAUAUGAUAUGUACCUUCUUCAAAUUAAGAGAAAAAGAGAGAAAGAUAGAAACGGCAAUAUGCAGUUAAAG